Acaulospora colombiana is the source of this 900-nucleotide messenger RNA. Lineage: Eukaryota; Fungi; Glomeromycota; Glomeromycetes; Diversisporales; Acaulosporaceae. The record is from the annotation of a GenBank genome assembly.
AUGAGACUUGAGGAAUUGAGCUCCCAAGCUUGGACCCAACCAGACCCUUAUCUAGAGCAAUCGUACAAUCAACAGUUUUUGGUGAGAUUCUUUUUCGAUGAUAUAUGCGGGGUCAUGCUCACCAAUAACGUCAAAAUAUAUUUUCGCAAAGAGAGAGAAGCUGAUUCCAUCAUGGAGGGAACCCAUCUGAUCACGGUUAGCGACGAAUCCUCUGAAUAUCGAGCAACAGUGUUAUCUUUACCUAUUGGACAGAACAUCGCCCUACAGGACAGGGUGCAGCGAUUCACCAAUGCGUUACUUGCUGCAGAUCCUCCUAUCGAGGGUUUAGAUGAGACGAUCAUCAUCGAACCUGCACGCCUACAUAUCACGUUAGGACUCUUGCAUUUGGAGAAAUCCAAUGACACAAAUGCGGCGGAUCAAGAAGACACCAAAACAGUACAACAGGCACUGGAUCUUCUCAACAGUCUUCGAUCCGAAGUAGUCAGAAUAGUCAAGGGAACUGAAGUUUCGGAGCCGGGAGGAAAUGGCGCUAAUGAGACGGGGGGUAUACCUGUCAAUCUGGAUACGAUGGGGACACUAAAAAAAGACAAGAAUGAUACCGCCCAUAUACUGUGGAUUGGACCUGAGCCGAGCUCUGGACCUGACCAAACUAUAUUGGAACGAGUCGCCACAAUCGUCCACGACACUUUCAAGGAGGAGGGAUUCAUCGCUGACAAUCGAUCUUUAAAGCCGUACAAGGCUUUGGACCCUGCCACACAAGAUUCACCUGCUCCAAGUAGCCAAAGCCCAACGUCUCAAAGGCCCAAUUUCGGCACAUGUUUUGUGGAUGAAAUUCAAUUAUGUGCCGCGAGUCCUAUAGAUCCCGAAACUGGGACCUAUACUGUAGUUGGAAGCAUCAAG